AUGGGCGCCGCGGCCCUGCGCGCCCUGCCCUGGGCGCUGCUGCUGCUGGGGCCGCUGCUGCCCAGGCAGGGCUUGCAGGCCAACCCCAUGGUGACCUCCGAGCCCUCGCCGGGCCAGCCCGCCCCGCUGCCCGCCGGGGAGAUCGGGGGCUUCACCCCCGCGCCCCCCGCGGCCCCCGAGGUGAUCCACCCCCUCAAGGAGCAGCCGGCCAACGGCUCGGGAGAGGGGCACGCCAAGCCCCGCAAGCCCUUCCCCGUGCUGGGCAUCGACUACACGCACGUCCGCAUCCCCUUCGAGAUCUCCCUGUGGAUCCUCCUGGCCUGCCUCAUGAAGCUGGGCUUCCACGUGAUCCCUUCAGUGUCCAGCAUCGUCCCCGAGAGCUGCCUGCUCAUCGUGGUGGGCCUUCUGGUCGGGGGGCUCAUCAAAGGGGUGGGCGAGAAGCCCCCCAUCCUCAAGUCGGACAUCUUCUUCCUCUUCCUCCUCCCGCCCAUCAUCCUGGACGCCGGCUACUUCCUCCCCUUGCGCCAGUUCACCGAGAACCUGGGCACCAUCCUCAUCUUCGCCGUGGUGGGGACGCUCUGGAACGCCUUCUUCCUGGGGGGGCUGAUGUACGCCGUGUGCCAGCUGGGCGGCCCCGGCCUCAACCACAUCGGCCUCCUGGCCAACCUGCUCUUCGGCAGCAUCAUCUCCGCCGUGGACCCCGUGGCCGUGCUGGCCGUGUUCGAGGAGAUCCACAUCAACGAGCUGCUCCACAUCCUGGUCUUCGGGGAGUCGCUGCUCAACGACGCCGUCACGGUGGUCCUCUACCACCUCUUUGAGGAGUUUGCCAACUUCGAGCAGGUGACCAUCCUCGAUAUCAUCCUCGGCUUCCUCAGCUUCUUCGUGGUGUCCCUGGGCGGCGUCUUGGUGGGCGUCAUUUACGGGGUGAUCGCCGCCUUCACGUCCCGCUUCACCUCCCACAUCCGAGUCAUCGAGCCCCUCUUCGUCUUCCUCUACAGCUACAUGGCCUAUCUCUCUGCCGAGCUCUUCCACCUCUCCGGCAUCAUGGCGCUCAUCGCCUCUGGCGUGGUCAUGAGGCCUUAUGUGGAAGCCAACAUCUCCCACAAGUCCCACACCACCAUCAAGUAUUUCCUCAAGAUGUGGAGCAGCGUGAGCGAGACCCUCAUCUUCAUCUUCCUGGGUGUCUCCACCGUGGCUGGUCACCACUACUGGAACUGGACCUUCGUCAUCAGCACGCUGCUCUUCUGCCUCAUCGCCAGGGUGUUAGGUGUCCUGGUCCUCACCUGGUUCAUCAACAAGUUCCGAAUUGUGAAGCUGACGCCGAAGGACCAGUUCAUCAUCGCCUACGGGGGCCUGCGGGGAGCCAUCGCCUUCUCCCUCGGGUACCUCCUGGACUACAAACAUUUCGGCAUGAGGGACAUGUUCCUCACAGCCAUCAUCACCGUCAUCUUCUUCACAGUUUUCGUGCAGGGCAUGACCAUCCGGCCCUUGGUGGACCUGCUGGCCGUGAAGAAGAAGCAAGAGACAAAGCGCUCCAUCAACGAAGAGAUCCACACGCAGUUCUUGGAUCACCUUCUGACGGGGAUCGAGGACAUCUGUGGUCACUACGGGCAUCACCACUGGAAGGACAAGCUGAACCGCUUCAACAAGAAGUAUGUGAAGAAGUGCCUGAUCGCAGGGGAGCGCUCCAAGGAGCCCCAGCUCAUCGCCUUCUACCACAAGAUGGAGAUGAAACAGGCCAUCGAGCUGGUGGAGAGUGGGGGCAUAGGCAAGAUCCCCUCCGCUGUCUCCACCGUCUCCAUCCAGAAUAUCAACCCCAAGUCCCUCCCUGUGGAACGUAUCCUGCCGGCCCUGUCCAAGGACAAGGAGGAGGAGAUCCGGAAAAUCCUCCGCAACAACCUGCAGAAAACCAGGCAGAGGUUGCGAUCCUACAACCGGCACACGCUCGUGGCCGACCCCUACGAGGAGGCCUGGAACCAGAUGCUCCUGCGGAGGCAGAAGGCCCGGCAGCUGGAACAGAAGAUGAACAACUACCUGACGGUGCCGGCUCACAGGCUGGACUCGCCCACCAUGUCCCGGGCUCGCAUAGGCUCAGACCCGCUGGCCUACGAACCCAAGGCGGACUCUGAGAACCUGCCCAUCAUCACCAUCGACCCGGCCUCGCCGCAGUCCCCCGAGUCGGUGGACCUGAUGAACGAGGAGCCCAAGGGCUGCAGCGGCCUCCCACCCUCGCCCGAGGAGGAUGAGGAGGGGCUGGUGAUGCGGGUGAAGGAGCCCUCCUCCCCGGGGACUGAUGAUGUCUUCACCCCGGGGACCGGCGACAGCCCCAGCAACCAGCGGAUGCUGCGGUGCCUGAGCGACCCGGGGCCCCGGCCGGAGCCGGAGGAGGGGGAGCCCUUCAUCCCCAAGGGGCAGUAGCUGCUGGCACGAAGCCUUGUUGUCGUUA
This is a messenger RNA of Empidonax traillii (willow flycatcher), 2446 nucleotides long. It is a transcript of the gene SLC9A1, whose product is annotated as solute carrier family 9 member A1. Gene Ontology annotation, cellular component: membrane. Gene Ontology annotation, biological process: proton transmembrane transport; regulation of pH; sodium ion transport. The record is from RefSeq and is a predicted model, not a curated record. Lineage: Eukaryota; Metazoa; Chordata; Aves; Passeriformes; Tyrannidae. Gene Ontology annotation, molecular function: sodium:proton antiporter activity. The coding region runs from base 1 to 2418 and encodes 805 amino acids. The transcript is spliced from 12 exons.